AAAAACCGCUAUUUGUGCUCGGUAUAGAGUAACCCCCGGUCAGCCGCCGCUACACUACGUGUUAACCCACAUAACCCACAUAACCCACAUAGCUUCUACACAUCUCCUGCAGAGGCUCGUACAGCGUUGUACGAAAGCGUGAACGCGACUCCUGCUAGAAUUAGAGUUUUUGCUGUGGAAUUGCUUCUUAAACGUGUCGUAUACUGUGUCUGGUUACUGGGUGUCUAGAAAAAAGGAUUUGAACCCCGUCAAAGCAGGAUAGGACGAAUCUACGCAAGCACGAAGAAAUUCGCUUGUUUACUAGUCAUGUGGAGCUUGAGAAACACUCCGGUUCAAACAGUUCAAAUUGCAUAAGAAUGUCUGAAAAUGAAACACGAGUUCCAGCAUCGGAAACGCCGGGCAGUUCACUGACGCCUGUUGCACCUGCAGCACCAGUUAGUAGCUCUCGGUCGUCGUCACGAAUGUCGUCGCAACGAAGGACGUGUUUGAGGUGCCAGCAGCCUAUCUCUGGUCAGUAUGUCCAUGCUCUUGGAAGCAUUUUUCAUUACAACUGUUUUGUAUGUGAAGACUGUGGAAAGCCGGUGGCCGAGAAGUUUUUCCCUAUCGACAAACACAUGUCUGGCUCGGUUUUCCGCCAAAGCCUGAGCUCUAUGAAGUCCUACGCUGGUGUGCUUUGCGAGACAGAUCGGUUCCGCCGGUUGGAUAUGCUUUGUGCAAAGUGUGGAUCAGCCAUUCGCGAUUCGUACAUAACUGCCGCAGGCCAGAAAUACCAUGUCGACCAUUUUACUUGUCAGAUGUGUCCCACCGUGCUGGGUCCACGCGAUUGCUACUACUUGCACGAGGACCAGACAUACUGUUCUUUUCAUUAUGCGGCUUUGUAUGCCACUCGCUGUAAAGGUUGCAGCUUGGCCAUUUUGAAGGACUUUGUCGAGGUGUUUCGUGACGGCAAAAAGACCUGCUGGCAUCUUCCGUGUCACCUGACGUACAAGCAUUGGCAUGUCUCCUACUAUGGUUACUUCAAGAAGCAGAUUUGUUCACCGAGUUCCAUAUCCGCUGUGUAUGAUGACGGCCAGCGUGAGCGAAUUGAAGAACGCGACAAGCAGCUGCACACAACCAUUAUACAUGUGUGGCUUGUUAUGUCACAGUUCGAGGAGCAGAUGGCUCUCUGUCUCGGAGACAUGCUGGCUUCGUUCUCCAAGCGAAAUGUUACCGCCAUCAUUCUAUCAACACAGUUCCUUGUAUCGCUUGUGAAACCGUUAUUCAAAGCCAUUAUCACGGUUGACAGCGCAUUGCAAUCUUUUAAUUUGCCGAGUGCUGACUGUGCUCGCGAUGCCCGCUCAUUGUGUAAGCGUAUCGUGGCCUUUUUACUCCAUGCAUCUGAACGUACAAACCUUCAUGCCUUUCCCGACACUUCACCCAACAAAGACCCGCUUUCUAUAAUUACUAAUGUGGCCUAUUUAUUGAAACACCUUAUACAUACAUCUCUUUCUGCUGCUCUUCGUUUGACUUUUAAUCUUUCUUCAUCUGAUACCCUUGAUACGUUCCUUUCUAUAUUCGAAAACGAGACGCCCACAGGCCCCCGUGUUAAUUCUAAGACAGUUGACCGCUCAAUGGCUAUGAGCAUGGUAGAACAGCGCAGCAAUUUGUGUCCUGUCUGUGAAAAGCCCGUUGAGGAAAAGUGUGUCUCGUGGCGAUCUGUUCAUAUUCACCUUUGCUGCAUGCGUUGUGCUGUCUGCGGUAAGAACUUGGACAAUGACUUUUGUAAUGCUACCUACAACCUUGAGUUACAGCGUGUGGAAUGUGCUAAAUGUGCACAAGGCGAGGUCCUUGAGGGCUUCCAACUUGUGAAGCAGUAUGAGCAGUUCGUGUACUUACUAAGUAUCGCCUUGUCGCGUUUCAUUCUGAGUGCUCGUGAAGCUCAUGUAUUCCAUACAGACGAAGAUGUUAUAUCUGAGUUCCAAAAGUCGCAGACUUCUCUGCUUGCGUAUAAGACGAAUGUCAAUUCGUCGAAGUCAUCUCCUACGCCCGACUUAAUGCUGAACGGAACAAUGAUUGAUAAUUAUCAUUCGUAUGCCGACAAAGUGAAGAGUUUUUAUUAUAACAAAAGUCUUCCAUUUAUUAGCGACGAUGAGCGUUCUGUUGUAUCAUUCUUUUCUGACGCUGAAAGUCGCACAACCUCUCAAAGUUCGUUCCGUUCACGUUGGAGGGGACGCAAGAGCCAUUCACAUAAACUGUCAGUUACUCCUACGACGCAUGAAGGUUUUCUGUUCACAGAUGCCCAACUUUUCACCCUGGAUGAUAUUUGCUUGGCUAUUUUGGAUCAACGAAACCGAGAGAACAGACCAAAUGCUUUUCAGCAUGCUAAAAAUAUUGGCAUCUCUCACCAAUCCAUGUAUAAGAAACAGAUUGUACAAAGUUACAAGUCGAUAAAAAAUGGUGAUGAUUCUCUCGAGCGGAAAAAUGAUUAUCUCCUUAUAGACAACUUAAGUGAUGAGCAAAACGCAUUGCUCAGGCGUUUGUGUUUGUAUACGUUACACAGAAAGUCUAAUACUUUCCGCUCCCUAAAAAUUCCGGACGCUAAUAUUGAAGUAAGAGAAGCAUCAAAGCCGCUCAGUUUUUGGCAACGAAUUCGCAAUUGGUGGAGGCCUUCUCCUAAAAUGCAAACCAAUGGUCUUUUUGGCAUUCCACUUACUGCCCUUGUGCAGGAGACAGGAGUAUAUAGCACGCUUGGUCUAACAUCUUCUAAUAGUCGGAUACCACUUUUUAUUGAAAACCUUCUUCGGGCGCUGCUGAGUAUGGACAUGUCAGUUGAAGGUAUCUUUCGGAAAAAUGGUAAUCUGAAGGAAUUGAGACUGCUUGUUCGUGUAUGUGAGAAACAACAUGGCGAUGUUGGCUUUGAGAACCAAACUCCCGUGCAAUUGGCUGCUUUAUUGAAGAAGUUUUUGCGUGAAUUACCGGAGCCACUUUUGACUUUUGAUCUGUUUCAAGCUUUUAUUGAUGCGGCGAAUAUUGAAGAUAACGCUGAACGAUUGGAAGUGCUCCACAUGUUGUACUGUUUAUUGCCCAAGGAACAUCAUGACACGACUGACGUUUUAUUUGGGUUCUUUGGUUGGGUUGCUUCGUUUUCACGGCUGAGUGAAGACACUGGUAGUAAAAUGGAUCUCCAUAAUCUUGCUACUGUAAUAUCUCCUAACAUACUCUAUAGCAAAGGCGAAAUGUCCGUUGAUGAUAGCUUUUUGGCCAUUGAAGUUGUCCGGAUGCUCUUGGAAUACCAUACCACGUUCGAGUCAAUACCAUCCCAAUUUGUGCCGUUCCUGUACGAUGAGAAGAUACUUAAUUCCUUUAUGGAGCUAUCACCUUCUCAGUUUGAGAACAAACUGAACAGUCUUGUUUCUUGAUAAACCAGUUAUUCCCCUAAUGCAUCCCUCAAAUUCCCUUUCUCUGCGACACACUUAUGAAAACCAGACCCAUCCCUUCUACCUUAAACACACACACCGAGCCGAACACCGCUGUCGUAUCUGAUCGGGUUGAGCUUAUAGCGCUAUCCUUUAAUGAAGUAUCACUGUUUCAAGGUUGGCCCGUGCAAACCACCGGUCAAUGUCUAAUAAUGGAUUAUGGAUAGUUUAUAAGUUUACUGAAACAACAACACUGGAAUAACAUAAUAUUUCUUUAAAUAGUAACUGAGUAAAACUCGAAAGUUACAAAAUAA
Schizosaccharomyces japonicus yFS275 is the source of this 3709-nucleotide messenger RNA. RefSeq names its product rho-type GTPase-activating protein. Gene Ontology annotation, biological process: signal transduction. The transcript has a single exon. The record is from RefSeq and is a predicted model, not a curated record. Gene Ontology annotation, cellular component: cell cortex; cell division site; cell tip. The coding region runs from base 357 to 3398 and encodes 1013 amino acids. Gene Ontology annotation, molecular function: GTPase activator activity; GTPase regulator activity. NCBI's taxonomy places the organism in Eukaryota, Fungi, Ascomycota, Schizosaccharomycetes, Schizosaccharomycetales, Schizosaccharomycetaceae.